Messenger RNA from Klebsormidium nitens, 2147 nucleotides. The record is from the annotation of a GenBank genome assembly. Lineage: Eukaryota; Viridiplantae; Streptophyta; Klebsormidiophyceae; Klebsormidiales; Klebsormidiaceae.
GCAACUCAUGCGUGAUCAAUGGUGGUGGGCGUAAAGAGUACAGGGAAUGUAAGAAGAAGGUCCUCUGCUUUUGUAUACAGCUGAUUGAGGCAAACAUCCUUCCAAUGGCCGGGUUUACUAGACACUUGAGCAGCAUUUUGAGGCGGAGUGUGAUUGCGAAUCACCACAUUCCUUGCGCAGCAAAACCUGAAGCGUCCGGCUCGUUUGAGGGCCUGGCCGUCCGGAGCUUCAACUCGGACACUUGGGGCCAAGUGAAAGAGGAAGAUGUUGAGCGACCAGCCACACCUUGGGUACGAACCGUGUCAAGUGGGGUUGACCUUCUGCGCAAUCCCAAGUACAACAAGGGCAUGGCAUUCACUCCGGCUGAGAGGGAAGCCAGCUACCUUCUGGGACUACUGCCACCUGCAUACAUGACACAAGACUUGCAGGUUGAAAGAGUCCUCGAGAACUUGAAGGAGUACACCUCGAACCUACACAAGUACAGCCACUUGAUGUCCCUCCAAGAGCGCAAUGAGCGGCUGUUCUACCGGGUGUUGCUCGACUACAUUGAGGAUCUGAUGCCAAUCAUCAGCGGCCCCACCGUGGGCCUCGCCUGCCGGCGCUACGGGCUGCUCUUCCGACGACCACGUGGCAUCUUCAUCACCAACAACGACAAGGGCCGCGUGUUGACCCUCCUGAAGAACUGGCCGGAGAAGCGGGUGCGUUUCAUCGUGGUCACUGACGGGGAGCAGAUCAUGGGACUUGGGGACCUGGGUGCAAACGGCAUGGGGAUCCCCGUGGGCAAGCUUUCUCUGUACACUGCGUGUGGGGGCAUCAAUCCUUCCGAGUGUCUCCCAGUCAUGAUCGACGUGGGAACGAACAACCAGGCGCUUCUGCAGGACCCCUUCUACAUAGGCGUCCGGCAUAGCCGGGUUAAGGGAGAGGAGUACGACGAGUUGCUGGACGAAUUUAUGGAGGCAGCCAAGGCGCGUUUUGGCGACAAGUGCCUCAUCCAGUUCCAAGACCUGGCAAACCAUAACGCGCACCGGUUGCACUUCCAGUAUCGCGGCAGUCACCUAGUAUUCAACGACAACAUUCAGGGCACUGCUGCGGUUCUGCUGGCUGGCAUCAAGGCAGCGCAGCCCCUCACCAACUGUCCCGUCUCGCAACACACGUAUCUCUUCACCGGCGCCGGAGAAUUGGAGUGCAGCAUAGCGGAGCUGGUGGCGCUCGGCAUAAGCCGAGAGGCCAAGAUCACCAUCCAAGAAGCUCGGCAAAAGAUCUGCUUCGUAGACUCAAAGGGUUUGGUGACGCGCGCACGUGCAGAAAACCUGAGGCCCCAUAAGUUGCCCUUUGCCCACAAUAACGCCGAGGCACCCGACCUCCUGGCGGCGGUCAAGGUUGUGAAGCCCACCGUAUUGGUCGGGCUGUCUGCGCCCCGGGGCGCAUUCACACAACAAGUCCUGGAGGAGAUGGCGCUCAAUGUGAAGCGGCCGCUACUCUUCCCCCUCUCCAACCCGGCGUCUUCGGAAGAAGGCGAGUGCUCUGCGGAGGACGCGUACCAGCACACGCAGGGUCGCGGCAUUUUUGCAAGCGCGAGCCCGUCAAAGCCCGUCGAGAUCUUCGGGCAGACCUUCCAGCCGAGCCAGGCAAACAACGCGUACAUAUUCCCCGGUAUUGGCCUCGGGUUGUUGGUCGCGGGUACAACGCGGAUACGAGACGAAAUGUUUCUCGCAGCAGCCGACACGUUGGCGAGCCUGGUGGAAGACGAGGACCGAGCGCGCGGCCAGAUCUACCCCCCCUUCUGGAAGAUCCGGACAAUCUCGGCGCACAUCGCCAGGGCGGUCGCUCAAAAGUCGUACGAAGCAGGGUUUGGAACCCGACUACCAAAGCCCGACGACCUGAUGGCUUUCGCACACGAGAUCAUGUACAAACCGCACUAUAGGCGCCUGAGAUGAGACGUUCUCUUCGACGACUGUUGCCUACACCCUCCGUUGAGAACGGUGGUCCCGGAGCUUGUAAAGAGCUGUUGCGCGUCAAUGACAAGCUCCUUGCGCAUUGAAAACGAGACAGAUUGUGUUGGUCAGGGACGGUCAACGGUUGAACCGGAUACUGACAUGACGAAAGUCUUCUUGAUGUUGUUCCGCAUGCCCAGUUUUAGUGCCCGC